CUCGGCCCUUACCAACUGAAAACGGGAGAAAACGCUAAGAAAUGACCACAAAAUCUCCAACUUUAAACUCCUGAGAUCGCAAUUUUGAGACCCUUAAAAGAGCUUCACAUCUCCCUCCAGUCCGCCACUAUAUAUGAUAAGAGUAACCUUUGUUUUUGGUCUCUGUAUCAGUUAAAAAUUCUUGAUAAUAUUUUCAGUGUUUCUAGCUUAAACGUAAGAGUUAGAGGAAGGAAUAAAUUUGUGCGAAAUACAAGGACUACACUCCCAGGAUUAAUUUGACCUCUUGGGUAUCCUGUGGGACAUAUGGAAUUUACUCCGCGUGACAGGCUUCACGGUUGGUCCAAUUUGCUUAAAUUACUUCCUAUAAAUUGAGCUUAAGAUGCUUUUUCCUCAUUCCUGGAGCCUUUCAGAGGUUGCGCAAUUUUCGACGCUUUUAAGAUCGUUCUUGAAGUCAGUGUACGUGUGAAGAAAUGAUGCUUCAACAGUGAGGAUGUUUGGUGAGGCUGACAUAACACAUCUAUUGAGAGGCCGAACAACUGCUGACCAGUAACUAAUUUUCUGUCAAACUCGAAGAAGUGAGUAAAAGCGUCAGUGAAAAGCUGUAGGAAGACUGAGGGAAUAUAUUCUUUGAUUUCUUGCUACAUUGAGGAUUUCAGGACCACUAGAAUUAGCAAUGCAGAAUCCAAACGAAGAUACGCAAUGGAACGAUGCCCUACGAAGACACGGCAUAUUGCCAGAGAAUACGAAAGAAGGCGAAGUUACUGAAGAUCAACUUAUAAAUCUGCUGGAAGAGACAGUCCAGAGAAAGACAGGAGAUGUGGUGAAAGCUUACGAAGAUAUGACGUUAGACGAGCUAGAAGAACUAGAAGAUGAAGAAGACGAACGUGUUCUUUUACAAUUUAGGCAACAAAGGAUGGCAGAGAUGCAGAAAUUACAACAAGCAUCUAAAUUUGGUGACGUCAGGGAGAUUUCUGCUCAGGACUAUGUGGAGGAGGUCAACAAAGCUGGAAAAGGAGUCUGGGUUGUUUUACAUCUCUACAAAUCUGGUAUACCCUUGUGUACAUUAAUAAACCAAUACUUGGCUCGUCUAGCAACGGAAUUUCCAUCUACAAAAUUCCUAAAGAGUGUGUCAACCACAUGUAUACCAAACUAUCCAGACAGACAUCUACCAACGAUAUUUAUCUACCAUGAAGAAGACAUGAAGAAGCAAUUUGUUGGACCCCUUGUGUUUGGAGGAAUGAACCUUAAGAUUGAAGAAUUAGAAUGGAUGUUGGCAGAAGCUGGUGCAGUGAAAACAGAACUAACAGAAGAUCCACGAAAAAAAAAUAAAAUUCAUGAUGUUAUGGAAAGUUCAUUGCGACAGACAUACACCAGAGACUCUGAUAGUGACGAAGAUGAUUAGCAAUAUAGAGACACUGGAUUUUUCAAAUGUGUAGUUCCAGAAAAUGUCCAUACCUUCCCCACAGAAGGGAUUUUUUCUAAGACCCCCCACCCCUC
Messenger RNA from Orbicella faveolata, 1497 nucleotides. Its product is annotated as phosducin-like protein 3. The record is from RefSeq and is a predicted model, not a curated record. Lineage: Eukaryota; Metazoa; Cnidaria; Anthozoa; Scleractinia; Merulinidae. Gene Ontology annotation, biological process: protein folding. Gene Ontology annotation, cellular component: cytoplasm.